AUGGCUGCCAACAAAACUGACAAAAAGAUAAUCUUUUUGUCUCUGAAACAAAAAACUGACAUUUUAGAAAAUUUAGAAUUUGGUGCUUCGGUUAAAUUUUUGGCCCAAGAAUAUGGUGUUCAUAAGAGCACAGUUCGGAGAAUUCGUAGGGAAGGAACGAAUAUCCGUAAUUUUGCAGAUCAGGGGUCCCAAAUAUUACAAUGGAAAAACCGGAGGAAACCAAAACAUGACGACCUUGAUAGCAGUUUGUAUAAGUGGUUCCUUGAAAGACGAACGUUAGGAGAUCCACUGUCGGACCUCCUGCUUCAGGAAAAGGCAAUGGAGCUUUACAACGUAAUUGGUGGAACGUCGUCGUUUACGGCAAGUAGAGGCUGGCUAACGAAAUUUAAAAGACAGCACAACAUUCGUCUACUUCAUGUGCAUGGAGAAGCAGGAAGUGCAGAUGAGGAAGGUGCACAACGUUUUUUAAUUAACUUUGCGAAGAAAGUAGAGGAAGAAGGCAUCGAGGGACACAAUAUUUACAACAUGGACGAAAGUGGUUUAAUGUGGAAGGCUGUUCCUUCGAAAACUUUGGUCCAUGGUGAAGAACAGAAAAUUGAAGGCAAAAAAAUGGAAAAAGACCGCGUCACUAUUGGCUUCUGUGCUAAUGCGACUGGACCAUACAAAUUGCCACUUCUAUUUGUUUAUAAAUAUCAGAAUCCGAGAGCCUUAAAAAAUUGUGGCACGUUGCCAGUAGUCUAUACGUUCCAAAAGCAGGCUUGGGUCAAUAGACAAAUUUUUGCAGACUGGUAUGAGAACCACUUUAAAUCAAGUGUCAAACAGCAUCAAUUGGAGAAUAAAUAUCAAGGGAAGACAAUUUUGCUGGUUGAUAAUUGUCAAGGCCACAUAAUUGAAACAGACGAUGAAGAGGAACAGUUUGAAAUUAUUUUUCUGCCUCCAAAUACUACAUCAAUUAUACAACCGAUGGAUCAAGGGAUUAUUGCAAAAUUAAAAAAACGUUACAGACACAAAAUGUUGCGCCACGUAUUGACAUUUCCGGGUCGACUUAAUAAAUUCUAUUCUAGAUUCACAAUAAAGGAUUGCAUAUUUUUAGUUCGCGAUGCCUGCGAAGAUGUCACCAGCAAUGAUAUUAGGAAUGGCUGGAACAAAAUUUUUACAAAAGACUCUGAGAAUUCUUCGGAAGAUGUAUUGAACACGACAAUAGAUUCGUAA
Messenger RNA from Colletes gigas, 1212 nucleotides. RefSeq names its product jerky protein homolog-like. The transcript has a single exon. NCBI's taxonomy places the organism in Eukaryota, Metazoa, Arthropoda, Insecta, Hymenoptera, Colletidae. Gene Ontology annotation, cellular component: nucleus. Gene Ontology annotation, molecular function: DNA binding. The record is from RefSeq and is a predicted model, not a curated record. The coding region runs from base 1 to 1212 and encodes 403 amino acids.